Messenger RNA from Rhizophagus irregularis DAOM 181602=DAOM 197198, 1038 nucleotides. The record is from RefSeq and is a predicted model, not a curated record. NCBI's taxonomy places the organism in Eukaryota, Fungi, Glomeromycota, Glomeromycetes, Glomerales, Glomeraceae.
AUGAGUAAAUAUCACACAGUAGAAGAUAAUCCAAUUGAAUGGGAAUCUGAUCGAAAUUACGGUGUUACAAAGAAUAGUUUUAUAUUCUCUUUUAAGGAUUGUGAUGAUAUUAAGAAACCUAUUUUCAGUCGUGUUAUAAAUGAAAAGUCUGCCAUAUUGAAUAAGCGUACUCAAGAGUCAAGGUCCAUCAAUUGGUGGCGCAGACCAUAUUUUGAAUCAAAAAAGAAAGUUAAAAUGGAAAACUAUAAUCAGAUGGAUGUUCCAACUUCUACUGCCUUUGAUAUUUUUUUCAAUGAAACUAGUACUCGUUUUCUUCCCGUAAUUUGUUUGGAAAAUAUUGGAGAAUUGAGAAAUAUUGCAUUUAAAGCACCUAAUGCGAUAGUUGUAUUUGGAAUUAUACUCGUCUUCCUCAUUUUGUUUAUUUUGGUAAUAAUACCUUCAAAUGUAAUUUAUGUUAAGAUCGCAAUUAACAUCAAUUUGUUAUUGAUCAUGAGAUUUUUUUCUAUAUUAGAAGAUAAACCUAGUAACAAAAAAAGGGGCUGGGGUUGUGUUGUUCUUUUCGCUUUUGAUGAUACUGAGGAAAAGGAUUUAUCAGAGUCACCUCAUGAAUUUAUUCUUGAAAGAUACAUACCUGGUAAUAAUUUACAUAAUGAAAUUAAAAAGACAAACAAGGUUUAUAAGCUUUUUGAUGGAAUUGGUUUAGAAAAGAUAGAUUAUAUCGAAAGUUUUUCUGCUGAUGAUAUUAAGUUCCGCACUCACUUUUGGGAAAAACCUGAAGAUGCUUUUGAUAGGAUUCGUGAUAUGAAUAUUUCUAAUCCCGAAGAAGUCAGAGCUGAAGUUUUGGAAUCACCAUCUCGUCUAUCUCCGGCUCCACCUUUACCUUGUAAUGAAGAUGGAGAUGCAGGAAAUCCUGCCGGAGAAGGAAAUAACACGACAACUUCAUCUGUCCAGCCUCCAUUUUAUGAUGACAAUCAACAAUCAUUGAAUAGUAUGGAUGGUGGGUCCCUUUGGAACCUGGUUGAUAGAGAAUCGGUGUAA